This is a messenger RNA of Leucoraja erinaceus (little skate), 4552 nucleotides long. Its product is annotated as gastrula zinc finger protein XlCGF17.1-like. Gene Ontology annotation, biological process: central nervous system development; regulation of transcription by RNA polymerase II. Gene Ontology annotation, cellular component: nucleus. The transcript is spliced from 2 exons. The record is from RefSeq and is a predicted model, not a curated record. NCBI's taxonomy places the organism in Eukaryota, Metazoa, Chordata, Chondrichthyes, Rajiformes, Rajidae. Gene Ontology annotation, molecular function: RNA polymerase II cis-regulatory region sequence-specific DNA binding; DNA-binding transcription factor activity, RNA polymerase II-specific. Bases 1245 to 2288 code for a protein of 347 amino acids.
UAAUAAUGGAUGGGAUUUAUAUAGCGCCUUUCUAGAUACUCAAGGCACUUUACAUCGCAUUAUUCAUUCACUCCUCAGUCACACUCGGUGGUGGUGAGCUACUUCUGUAGCCACAGCUGCCCUGGGGCAGACUGAUGGAAGCGUGGCUGCUAAUUUGCGCCUACGGCCCCUCCGACCACCACCAGUCAUUCACAUACAUUCACACACAGGCAAAGGUGGGUGAAGUGUCUUGCCCACGGACAUGACAGUAUGCACUCCAAGCGGGAUUCGAACCGGCUACCUUCCGGUCGCCAGCCGAACACUUAGCCCAUUGCGCCACCUGUCGUCCCGAAGUCAAUGAAAGUAAGCAUGCAGGAACGGCAGGCAGUGAAGAAAGCAAAUGGCAUGUUGGCCUUUAUAACAAGAGAAGUUGAGUAUAGGAGCAAAGAGGUCCUUCUGCAAUUGUAGAGACCACACCUAGAAUAUUGUGUGCCGUUUUGGUCCCCUAAUUUGAGGAAGGACAUUCUUGCUAUUGAGGGACUGCAGCUGAGGUUUACAAGGUUAAUUCCCUGGAUGGCGGGACUGUCAUAUGCUGAGAGAAUGGAGCGGCUGGGCUUGGAGUUUAUACUCUGGAGUUUAGAAGGAUGAGAGGCGAUCUUAUUGAAACAUAUACAAUUAUUAAGGGUUUGGAUACGCUAGAGGCAGGAAACAUGUUCCCGAUGUUGGGGGAGUUCAGAACCAGGGGCCACAGUUUAAGAAUAAGGGGCAAGCCAUUUAGAACAGAGACGAGGAAACACUUUUUCUCACAGAGAGUUGCAUGUCUGUGGAAUUCUCUGCCUCAGAGGGCAGUGGAGACCCCGGUUCUCUGGAUACUUUCAAGAGAGAGCUAGAUAGGGCACUUAAAGAUAGUGGAGUCAGGGGAUAUGGGGAGAAGGCAGGAACGGGGUACUGAUUGAGGAUAAUCAGCCAUGAUCACACUGAAUGACGGUGUUGGCUCGAAGGGCCGAAUGGCCUACUCCUGCACCUAUUCUCUAUUGUCUAAAGUAAAUUUUCGAGUCAGCGACAUGGAACCACUCAGGGUCUGAAAGGCAUUUUAUAAAAUAAAUUGUCACAAUAGCUUCUAAUGGGGUCCUCUUUAACCAUAAUCCUCAGCGCUCGGAAAGCACUCUUUCACUGUGCAUCGAGCCGGCGUCGGACUGCGGAAAUGACGUCCCUGCACCUCCGGCCUUGGACGCGGGGGCCUCCGGCUGGGCGGCAGGGCGUCAAUGAUGGACGAUUUGGAAAUGGGAAGCACUCUCCCGGACCUGCCGGAGUUGCCCUGUCCUCUGGGAUCUGGACACCUUCGACCUUCGGACGUGGAAGUGGGAAACUGUGACCGCGUUGAGGAGGGAGGGUUCAGAUGCUCUGAGUGCAGCCGUGGAUUCAGCCGGGCGUCCGGGCUGUCGAGGCAUCGGUGCUGCAGUAGCGGUGAGAAGCCCUGGAAGUGCGAGGACUGCGGGAAGUGCUUCAGUUACCCGUCACGGCUGGAGAUGCAUCGGCGCAGCCACACCGGCGAGAGACCGUUUGCCUGCUCGGUGUGCGGCAGGGGCUUUGCCUACUCGUCGCACCUCGCCCGGCACCAGAGGGUGCACACGGCCGACAGGCGGGUCAUCUGCUCCCUGUGUAAGGGGGCCUUCGAAGACCUCUCCAGCCUCCUCGCCCACCAGCGGAUCCAUACCGGGGAGAGCCCCUUCACCUGCUCCCGUUGCGGGACGGGCUUCACCUGCCCGUCCCACCUCCGCCGGCACCAGCGGGCUCACACUGGCGAGCGGCAGUUCACCUGCUCCCUGUGCGGGACGGCGUUUAGCCACCGCUCCAUCCUCCUCCGGCACCAGCGGGCACACGGCGGUGAGCGUCCGUUCACCUGCCCCGAGUGCGGCAAAGGCUUCACCCGCUCGUCCAACUUGCUGGUUCACCGGCGGGUCCACACCCGUGAGCACAUGUUCGUCUGCCCCGACUGCGGGAAGGGCUUUGCCUUAUUGUCCUACCUUCUGGCACAUCGGCAGGAUCACGCCGGAGAGCAGCCCUUCGAAUGCCCAGAGUGCGGCCGGGGCUUCGGCUGCUCCUCCGGCCUCCUGGCACACCGGCGGCUCUACGGCGGCGACAUGCCGUUCAUCUGUGACGUCUGCGGCAAGACGUACGCCAGCACCUGCCACCUCCUCGCCCACCGGCGGCACCACAGUGGCGAGCAGCCCUUCUCGUGCUCUGAGUGUGACGAGGACUUCGGGACCUUGUCCAGUCUCUGGGUUCACCAGCGAGUCCACAAGUAAUUGCUGCACCCGGGGCUAGUAACUGUGCGCCAUCUCGGGGUUUCUGUUUGUGUUAAUAAUCCUCUAACUCUGGGAUGGAGAUCAGUUUUCCAGCUGUAUGGCAAAUAAUUGUGCAACCAUGGACAAUGGUGUAAAGGUAAACAGCAAAGAAGCAAACUCUUCGUCCCAACUCGUUCAUGCCGACCAAGAUGCCCCACCUAAGCCAGUCCCAUAUGCCCACAUUUGGUUCAUAUCCUUCGAAUAGAAACAGGCCCUUUGACCUAACUGGUCCAUGCCAACUGAGAUGCCACACUUAAGCUAGUCGCAUUGCCGCAUUUGGCCCAUAUCCUUUGAAAUACAACAUGGAAACAGGCCCUUCGGCCCAACUAGUCCAUGCCGACUGAGAUGCCCCACCUAGGCUAGUGCCAUUUGCUAGUGUUUAGCCCAUAUGCCUCUAAAUCAUUUCUAUAGUGAUGGUGGUAAAUCUGUGGAAUUCAUUGCGUUGAAUGCCAAGUCAUUGGGUAUUUUCAAAUUGGAGAAUGAUAGGUUCUUGAUUAGUAAGUGUGUCAAAAGUUAUGGGGAGAACGCAGCAGAAUGAGAGGGAAAAAUAGAUCUGCCAUGAUCGAAUGGCGGAGCAGGGAGCAAACUCGAUGGGCCAAAUGGCCUAAAUCUGCUCCUUUGUCUUAUGAUCUUAUCCAUGUAUUAUCCAUGUAUCUUUUAAAUGUUGUUGUUAUACCUGCCUCAACUACCUCUUCUGGCAGCUCGUUCCAUGUACUCACCACCCUCCGAGUAAAAGGUUGCCCCUCAGAUUCCUAUUAAAUCUUUCUCCUCUCACCUUAAUCCUAGGUCCUCUGGCUCUUAAUUCCCCUACCCUGGGUAAAAUAUUAUGUGCAUUUACCCUAUUCAUUUCCUUAUAAUGUUAUGCACCUCUAUAACAUCACCCCUCAUCCACCUUUUAGGGCAGCACAGGGGACAUUAUCUCCAUGGUGCAGAGUUCAGCUUACUUUUGAGAUACAACGUUGAAACGGGCCCAUCAGAGUUCCCGCUGACCAGUGAUCACCUCUGUACAUUAGCACUAUCUUACACACUCUGGACAAUUUGCAAUUUUAACAAAACCAAUUAACCUACAAACCUGUACAUCUUUACAGCGCGGGAGGGAACCCGAGCACCUGGAGAAAACCCAUGCGCUCACAGGGAGAAGGUACAAACUCCGUACAGGCAGCACCCAUAGUCAGGAUCGAACCCGGGUCUCUGGCGCUGUAAAGCAGCAACCCUAUCGCUGUGCCACUGUGUGGCCCCAAGACAUUGGGUCUUUUUAAAGCGGAGAUUGAUUGGUGCUCGAUUAGGAAGAGUGUCAAAGGGGAGGAGGCAGGAGAAUGGGGUUGAGAGGUCAGGUGCUGCAGGGAGGGUGGAGGGAAAUGGAUGACCGUCUGCCCCAACUAUGCCUCUCAUCAUUCAAUCAGGUCUCCCCACAGCCUCCAAAACUCCACAGAAAACAAUGCAGGUUUGUCCAACCUAUCUCCUUGUAGCUAAUACAGGUUCAUCACCGAUUUUCCGGCAUCCUUGGUUCCAGAGCCCUUCUGAAUUAUCCGUUGUGCUUGGCCAACCAAAGCAGGCCAUGGAAAAAUGGAUCAGUUCCGGCAGGGCUGGAGUUCCAGAGCCCCGGCCACAGGGAACAAAUUAAACCCACCAAUCGGCGGCAGAAGUCCCAAAGAGGUCGAAUCAGGCCUACGUUUUCAUGGGGACUUUCUGAGGGUAUUUCAAGGUCAGCUUAUUGUACCAAUUAAGGUGUGAUCUCGUAAUUUUGUCUGAAUUAAAAUAGGUGCAGCUAUAUUUAAAAUAGGUGCAGCUAAUAGAGCUAUAUUUAAGAGGGAGUUAGAUGUGGCCCUUGUGGCUAAGGGGAUCAGGGGGUAUGGAGAGAAGGCAGGUACGGGAUACUGAGUUGGAUGAUCAGCCAUGAUCAUAUUGAAUGGCGGUGCAGGCUCAAAGGGCCGAAUGGCCUACUCCUGCACCUAAUUUCUAUGUUUCUAUGUGCAGACCACCAAAAGGCCGGAAAAUCAGUGGUGGACCUUUACCUUCUCAUGAAGGCAGCACUUGGUGCACCCUCCACACAGCCUCCACAAUCCUCCUGUAAUUAUUAUAUUAAUAAGUAUUAUAUGUUGUAUAUGUGUAUUGUGUUUACAGGCCUGUAAUGCUGCUGCAAGUAAGAAUUUCAUUGUACUGUCGUCUGUAGAUAUCGUAGAUAUCACAAUUAAACACUUCCCUCUUGAAUGUAUAGCACUUAU